This is a messenger RNA of Filobasidium floriforme, 1376 nucleotides long. RefSeq lists its product as uncharacterized. The coding region runs from base 64 to 1320 and encodes 418 amino acids. The transcript has 8 exons. NCBI's taxonomy places the organism in Eukaryota, Fungi, Basidiomycota, Tremellomycetes, Filobasidiales, Filobasidiaceae. The record is from RefSeq and is a predicted model, not a curated record.
GGCCAGCCGCUGCCUAUUCGAUCAAUCGUUCUACCAUUAGACGAGGCACCGACCACGUCCACGAUGCCGUCCAGGUACCCGUACGGCGGAACAUGCACUACAUGCUCUGUAGUUGUCGGCAAUCUCAAGAGCCAUCUGGCUUCGACAAAUCAUAAAGUCAACGAAAUUUUACGUCGCGGUUGUGCGCUUCCAAACGAAAGCAACACAGCCGACUACGCGGCACGGAUGAUCAAAUCGAAUCGAUACAUCGACUCGAAGCUUGCUGGCGGCGGCUAUAAGCGUCUCGGCUUCUGGUCAGCGGCUGAUCCUCAGGAUGGGAACAAUGAUUCAGUUCCAUCGGAUGUCGUUCAGGAUCAACUGGAAGAUUUCUUCAUCAACAAAUGUCAGCUACCAAGUGCCCUAGUCUCUCGUCUGAUCAAGCGACGUAGCUCGACCGACCACCUUCAAGCCAUGGCGGUUGUCGUCUGUGCGGGGUUGACGGACAAACCCUUAGAAGCGUUCAACAGCUGGCUGAACAACUCCAGUCUCGGUCCGACUACUGCUACCAACCACUUCAGUCUCGGUCCGUCUACUGCUACUAGCCAGGUCGUGUCACUCUCGGCUCGAGAGCUAUCGAAGCAGGUGACGACAGCCUCCCUAGCCAGGAAGUUUGUUACAGUGAAGAAAAGGUUCCUACAAGCGCUGGGAUGGACUGAGGAACGGUUUGUGGACUGGAUCUGUACUGCGCGACUGGAUGUGCAGGAUCCGAGGUGUCAUCUCUUCUUCAUGAUGUACGGAAUCGAGACAGGCCUGGUCGCCAUAGACGGGACUCACAAGAGUGAUUGGAGCCGUAUUCGCUUUCGUCCACUCUCUUUCGCUACAGCGUUCGUGACUGGAGAUGAUGACUUAGGUUUAAAGAUUGUCGACGCUAUGGACCACGUCCGAAGCGUCUUCCCCUCGUCGACGACGAUGCAAGAGGUGGAGCGCAACAUGCUAUUUGAAGAUCGUUCCAGCUCGAGUCCCGCUUGGAAAGCGUUCUUCGCCUACGUGCGAGCUGCUGAAUCUUCUACCUCUUCAACUGCUAAACUUACCAACGAGAACCUACGUAACAGACUCUUCAGGUAUAUAUCCAGGAUGGCCGUGGUGGACGAUACCAGGUCAGGAACGCCAUGGACACGCAAGGAAAAGGGUCAACUCCGGAAUUUGCUAAAAGCUGAGAAAGUAGGGUUCAUGAAAGCUCAAACGUAUCUCUGGUGCUGUUCUGCCAGUGAUGUUAUCAAGACUCGUACUGGUCGAGCCAUUCAAGCGUAUUUGCAACAACACCGAGAUGAUUAUUUUUAGCGUGAUGCCUUUGUAUCCCUAUGCAUGAGAACAACCUCCGUCUAUGUCAAACGCCA